CUCGCCAGGGCCCCCGUGCUAGCGCCCGUGCGGCCUCCCCCGGCUCGCCACACCGAGCACCGGCAGCUGCCUUGUCCUCAGGACAUUCACCUCGGUUCUCCCGCCGUCCCUAGGCCGCGUAGGCUGUCUUACAGAUCAGCGCUGCAAACGCCGUGUAAAUUGUCAGGGUUUAUAUACACUGAAAUCAGCGGAAGGCUGGAGAGUGGGUUUUGUUUGGUCCAUGGACCCCCGUGGAUCCACAAACUGUCUCUACAGCAUCCAUCAGAGGAAAGUAUGCACGCUUACGCAGCAAAUGUCUACACAUCUGUUGUAGAAGAGCUAAUGAAAGGAAAGCAGCGCAAAUUUAUUGCUGUGGAGCAGGAAUUCUUUCGUCUCUGGUGGGAUGCAGUAGCCACAGAUAAGCACAAACAGCAGGUCCAUCAGUUGCUUCAGGAGGGACGACUGGAAUUUGUCAUUGGAGGACAAGUGAUGCAUGAUGAAGCUGUGACACUAAUUGAUGAUCAAAUUUUACAGUUGAUGGAAGGCCAUGGAUUUUUGUAUGAAACCUUUGGGAUCAGGCCUCGGUUUUCUUGGCAUGUUGAUCCUUUUGGAGCUUCAGCUACAACACCAACUCUCUUUGCUCUGUCUGGUUUUAAUGCUCAUCUUAUUUCUCGGAUUGACUAUGAUCUGAAGGCUGACAUGCAGAAAAACAAGAAGCUUCAGUUUAUAUGGCAGGGCUCUCCUUCCUUAUCUGAAAGACAGGAGAUCUUCACCCAUGUUAUGGAUCAGUACAGCUACUGUACCCCGUCACAAAUACCUUUUUCAAACAGAUCAGGAUUUUAUUGGAAUGGAAUUGCAGCUUUCCCAGAUCCACCCAAAGAUGGUGUUUAUUCAAAUAUGAGUCUACCUGUUACAGAUACUAACAUCCAUCUGUAUGCACAAACCAUGGUGGCAAACAUUAAGGAGAGAGCAGCCUGGUUCCGAACAAGUGAUGUUUUGUGGCCAUGGGGCUGUGACAAACAGUUCUUCAAUGCAUCUGUUCAGUACUCCAACAUGGACCUAUUGUUGGAUUACAUUAACAAGCAUUCUGAUGAGUUUGGAGUGACUGUCCAGUAUGCCACUGUUGGUGAUUACUUCCAAGCAGUUUAUAGCAGAAAUCUUACAUGGGAAAUUCGAGACUCUCAAGACUUCCUCCCAUAUUCAACAGAGCCGUUUCAAGCAUGGACUGGGUUCUAUACUUCUCGCAGCACAUUAAAAGGAAUUGCAAGGAGAGCAAGUUCACUGCUUUAUGCUGGAGAGUCUUUUUUCACCCUGUAUGUCCUGAAACACCCAGCAAGUUUUAUUUGCAAAUGUAGAGCCUUAAAGCAACUUCAGAGCCUUAGAUGGGCAGUUUCAGAGGUCCAGCACCACGAUGGUAUAACGGGCACAGAGUCUCCCAAGGUGAAGGACAUGUACAUGAAUAACUUGAUGUAUGGAAUGUUCAACGUAAAAAAGCUGAUGGCUUCCAUAAUCUUUGACAUGAACAAUGCGAAGAAGAAUGGAGAGGUCUAUUCUUCUGUUUACAAUAUAGACUCAGGAAUACCAGGUGCUACAGACAUUGACCAGUAUGUUGUUGUCUAUAAUCCACUGGCAUGGAACAUCACUACCUUUGUCACAGUUUCUGUCAGCCACCUGGCAGUGAGUGUAUAUGAUGAACUGGGACGUUCUGUACCAGCACAGGUUCAAAGAUCAGUGGAGUCCCAUUCUGCCUAUGAUCUCUAUAUUCUCGUUGCAAUAAGUGGUCUGAGCUACAGAAAAUACAGUGUUAAACCCUUAAAUGGUAAACAGUCUGCAUUUAUUGGAAGAUCAGUCAAGUACAAGCGAAAAGACAUAACUCGUGCAGAUCAACAAAGUCGACAGUUGUUUCCUGUGGUUAACAACUGCUACCAGGUCUUGUUUGACCAAAACACAAAUCUAAUGCACAGUAUUACAGAGAGGGAGACUAACCAGACUAUCCAGUUGACCCAGGAGUUCCUGGAGUACCAUGCGAAUGGAGAUGUGAUGAAAGGGCCCAUUUCAGAUAACUACUUAUUUGCCCCAAACGCUUCAGCUGUUUCAGUGUCAAAAGCAGUGGGAUUGGAAUUGGUUUCUGGAAACUUGAUCACGGAGAUACGGCAGUAUUUCUACAGUAAUGUUACUGCUCAGGAUUACAUAUAUGCAGUAUAUACCAGGAUUUACACAGUACCAGAAGGCUACGAUGAGAAGUUGCUUUGCCAUAGGAUAGAGCAAGAAUACAGUGUUGGGCCUUUGGAAUUAAAUCGUGAAGCAGUUCUAAGGACAAGCACAAAUUUGAACACUAGGCAGCUCCUCUACACUGACAACAAUGGAUAUCAGAUUCAGAAAAGACCAUUCAAGGCAUAUGUGAAUAACACAGUAGCUCGGAACUAUUAUCCUAUGGUGCAGACUGCCUACAUUGAGGACGAUACGAUGAGGCUGAUGCUGCUUACAGAGAGAGCUCAUGGUGUCUCAAGUCAAGGAAAUGGACAAGUGGAGGUGAUGCUUCACAGGAGACUAUGGAACAACCUUCAGUGGGACCUGAAUUACAAUCUCACUUUGAAUGACUCUUCAGUGGUUCGUCCUGUCAUUUGGCUUAUUUUAGGAACCAAGAGUGUCACCAAUAUUUUGUAUCGGACAAGUGGACUAGCAUUAGAACACAGGCCAGUAGUAAUGUUUGGAGCAUUAUCAGAUAAACCAAAGAUACCUGGACAACUUCAGCAGAAUUCAGUCAGUUCACCUGUAACUGUCCCACCUAAUCUUCAUCUCCAGACUCUGAGCAUUCCAGGGUGGAGAUACAGCUCUAAUCAUGCAGAGCAGGUCCACAGCAUCCAUAUGGGGAAACAGAAGCAAGGUGAUGCAGACUUCAGUCGUGUCCUGCUGAGAAUCAGGCACUUGUAUGAAGUUGGAGAGGAUCCUGUGCUGUCUCAACCUGUGAUGGUAAAUCUGAAGUCUUUGCUAAAGGGAUUAGGAUCAGUGGUGCUAGUGGAAGAGCGAUCACUCACAGGCAUCUGGGAUGUAAACACUUUGAAGCGGUGGAAAUGGAAGACUGUGCAAUAUCCAAGCAAAGGAUUCUCCAACAGCACAGACUCCUCAGAAAACUGUAUAGCAACUGUUCACCCAAAAGAAAUAAGGACUUUCUUUAUAUACUUUCAAGGUCAAUAAAGUCUGACAUUGUAUUUCAGGAACGAAUAUGUAAUAGCUUCCAAUUUUUGUUUCAAGAUCUGACUGGUAAUCUUGAAAAACAUUCUACUGUUGUUAAUGAAAGAAAUAGUCAUUUUGGAAUAAACUCUUAAUUAAACUGUUGGCCUGAGUUGUAGGUAUUUUUAUUGGUUAAUUAUUUACACAUCUUUUUUGUCUCAAACAUGUUCAAUUCAAAAAAAUACCUUGAUGUUGCAGUGCAAGCACAUUGAACAUUUUUGUGCUUGAUGUGGGUCGUUUUAAAGUGGUUGCUCCUAUGAUGCAUCACUGUGGAGCACUGGCAAAGUCAUAUUAGUCCUUCAGUCUUUCUAAUUAGUGAUGAUCUUAAGAGUCUUCUCUUAAGGCUUUUAUUGUUAGAGGAGAUGACUUCCAGAUCACAGAAUAUACUAAUUUACUAAAUUAUGUUCUGUUUCCACAUGCAAAGAGGAAUGCCUCUCACGUUUCAGCUACUUUGACUUUGGACAACAACUGCAAAGUUUCUGCUUUGCUCUAAACUGAAAUUGAAUGUAUGAUACUGUUUGUAUUCCUUUGACUAAGUUGUAAAUUUUGUCUCUUAAGGCUCAGAACUGGUUGGCUUUACUUCAUAGUAUCAUGGUGGUGGAUGUUCAGUCUUGUGUUCUGGGUAAACUGGAGCUAUUCUGUCAACAGAAGUUGUACUGCCACAUGGCCAGUAACUGUCAUCACAUAACCUGAAGCAGGAACACCAUUCUUAUGAUACCAUGAACUUCAUACUUCUCAGGCUCAAAGAAUGUGCACUGUGGUAACAAGAAAUGUUUCAUUAGCAUCACAUUGAAGUUAAUUAUGGAGGACUGUGUUGAGGGGUUAAACUUACACUAAGUGCAAAUUCUAGGAAAAUCUGAUUCAGCAGCAGCAGAAGGAAACUUGGACAGCAGUUAGCUUUCCUAAUAACUGGUAUGUAUUUAUGUCCAAAAUAAAAGUUGCAUUUCUCUAUUUUUCUUGUUAGCUCUAAACAAUGUAGAGCUUUUGUAGAGAAUUUGAUUCUGUUCACAUGCUAUGGACAGCUCUACUCAUUUUACUUAUUCACUGUAAAAAUAGCUGAGAUGAGAAUCAAGUCAGUCACUUCACUGCAAUGGUAAUGAUGAAUUAUGCUUGGUGCAACACUCUACAAAACUGUAUUUCUGACCAGUGAAAUGUAAAACUGAAAGAGGAAAUACAUAGGUUUAGAAGAGGAAAAUAGGUGACUUUACAGUCAAUAAUUCCAGAUCGAGAAUCAGGUAAAAAUGACAUUUUGCUGUGGUAGUUGUUCUAAUUUACUUCAGCUGUUCAAUAAUUUUUUCCAUGUGGAGACACUGUUCAAGAACAAAGGAAACAGUGAAAAGAGCUCUUCCAGAAUAGCUAUUGAGAAAUAGUUAUGCUGGAGGAGCUGCGCUAGUGGUCAGUUUUUCCAUUUAGACAGCCUGUGUAUGCUGACUGGUUGCAUCUCAUUAAAAUCACUGCAGAAACUGCCACAUUGUUAUUGGACAAAGAAGGUUGUUUCAUAUUUUCUAUUGGUUAUUUUUUAUACUUGGCUGUAAAUAUUUACUGAUAUGCUAAUCUAGUCUGCCCUGCUACAGUUAAGCCAUUUUCUUGCAACAUUAAGCCCAAAGGCAAAGUAUAUAGCACUGUAACUAGGAUGCAGUAAAGCAUGAUGACAACUAUUUUUUGUUUUGUUUUGUGGAUGUGUUUGGGAAAUUAAAUGUGUUCAGCUGAGUCAUUUUCCUUGCUUGUACAUCUUUCUCAUUCCCUCUGUGGUUAUACUACGUAGUAUAAUGGGUAUACUGUAGAUUACACAGUGGUAUGAUUACAAUUCAUAUUUUUGUGACUGAAGUGGUAUCCGCUAAUACAUGUGCUAGUUAACAGCAAGUCAUGCUGGUAGAUUACAAAGAUUGAACUAUAUCUUCAGUGGGCAAUUGCAUGGUCAAUCCUGGCCGAGCAGUAAAGAAUCCUACAGCUGCUAACUCUGGGCACUGCUUUCCCAGAUGUCAGGCUGAUAUAUUUAUAGUAGGCUUUGUUAGAACAAAUCCUACAAAAACCUUCUGUACACAG
Messenger RNA from Athene cunicularia (burrowing owl), 5259 nucleotides. RefSeq names its product mannosidase alpha class 2B member 2 (gene MAN2B2). Gene Ontology annotation, molecular function: alpha-mannosidase activity; carbohydrate binding. The transcript has 19 exons. Gene Ontology annotation, biological process: mannose metabolic process. Gene Ontology annotation, cellular component: lysosome. NCBI's taxonomy places the organism in Eukaryota, Metazoa, Chordata, Aves, Strigiformes, Strigidae. The annotation marks the transcript as partial. The record is from RefSeq and is a predicted model, not a curated record.